Messenger RNA from Phycomyces blakesleeanus NRRL 1555(-), 1269 nucleotides. RefSeq lists its product as hypothetical. Gene Ontology annotation, biological process: phosphatidylinositol metabolic process. Gene Ontology annotation, molecular function: phosphatidylinositol kinase activity. Lineage: Eukaryota; Fungi; Mucoromycota; Mucoromycetes; Mucorales; Phycomycetaceae. The annotation marks the transcript as partial. The transcript has 4 exons. The record is from RefSeq and is a predicted model, not a curated record.
CGUCGCCUGUCUCGUCUUAAGAAACCCAAAGACGGGGAGGAUGAAGAUAGAGUUAUGAUGGGCACCAGAAUUGCAGAAGGCCACCAAAACUAUGUGCUUAUGUACAACAUGCUCACAGGCAUUCGUAUUGGUGUCGGACGAGUAUCUGCCAAGAUGGACAAACCAGUUGAAGAUGCUGAUUUUACUGCUGCGCAUAAGCUAGCCUUUGAUGUUACAGGUGAUGAGCUGACGCCAGGUGCAAAGUAUGACUUUAAGUUUAAAGAUUACGCCCCUUGGGUAUUCCGUCACUUGCGUGAGAAGUUUGGUAUUGACCCUGCAGACUACUUGAUUUCCCUUACAAGCAAAUAUAUUUUAUCUGAGCUGGGCUCACCCGGAAAGAGUGGAAGUUUCUUUUAUUACUCUCGAGAUUAUCGCUUCAUUAUCAAGACCAUUCACCAUACCGAACACAAAUUUAUGCGUGAUAUUCUUAAGCAAUAUUACGAGCAUGUGGUAGACAAUCCCGAUACGCUGCUUUGUAGAUAUUAUGGUCUUCAUCGUGUCAAAUUGCCUCAUGGACGCAAGAUUCACUUUGUAGUCAUGGCUAAUGUGUUCCCGCCUAACAAAGAUGUUCACGAAACAUACGAUCUGAAGGGUUCUACAAUAGGUCGAUUCUUGCCUGAGGAGGAGAUUGAAAAGAACCCUCACGCUGUGAUGAAAGAUUUGAACUGGGAGAAACGUGGACGAAAGCUGCAACUGGGACCCAAGAAGCGCAAGAUAUUUAUCAGCCAGCUAGUUCGUGAUGUCAAGCUGCUCAUCCAGCUUAACAUCAUGGACUACAGUCUGUUGAUCGGUAUUCACGAUCUUGUGCGUGGUAAUCAGGACGGUAUCCGUAACUCAACCCUUCAAUUCUUCCAGCCGGACACCAAAAAGGCCGAGCGACGUGCGACGUUGAUGAAGCGACGAGAGAGCAAGGCCCAGGUGCAUCGAAAGGCCAUUGCACAGGCUAACCCCGACCGUCUCGACAUCUCGGAGUUGCCAGAAGAUCCAUUUGGUGAACGCUCAAAGUGUGUGUUUUAUGCAGACGAGGGCGGGUUCCAGUCGACAGAUGAGCUUAAUCGCCCGACCUCUUCACUCUACUUUAUGGGUGUAAUUGAUAUAUUGACUCCUUACGAUAUGAAGAAGAAGUCCGAGCACUUCUUCAAGAGUAUGACUCAGGACAAGAAAGCCAUCUCCGCUGUCAAACCUGCCCACUAUGGUGAUCGCUUUAUGGGCUUUAUGGCCAAAACCAUU